Messenger RNA from Pieris rapae (cabbage white), 1032 nucleotides. Its product is annotated as peptidyl-prolyl cis-trans isomerase NIMA-interacting 4. Gene Ontology annotation, biological process: rRNA processing. The record is from RefSeq and is a predicted model, not a curated record. The coding region runs from base 103 to 507 and encodes 134 amino acids. Lineage: Eukaryota; Metazoa; Arthropoda; Insecta; Lepidoptera; Pieridae. Gene Ontology annotation, molecular function: DNA binding; peptidyl-prolyl cis-trans isomerase activity. The transcript has 2 exons.
UUUAUCAAAAUUCAAAACACUGAUACGCACUGCUUAAAAUUAAACUUAUUAAUAAAAACUUUGUUUUGUGUUCCUUUUUAGAUAAGAUACAAAGUAGUAAGAAUGCCUCCUAAAAAGCAACCUGAAAAAGGCGGGAAGGGUAACGCAGCAGCUAAAGGUGGAUCGAAAUCCGGCGGCGAUUCAAAAGAAUCUGGCGGGAAAGAAAAAAAAGGUGGCACCGCUGUCAAAGUCCGUCAUAUAUUGUGCGAGAAACAGUCGAAAUGUUUAGAGGCCCUAGAAAAAUUGAAAGCCGGUCAAAAGUUUCCUGAUGUAGCUGCUGCAUAUAGUGAGGAUAAAGCGCGUCAAGGUGGAGAUUUGGGUUGGAUGACGCGCGGUUCUAUGGUGGGACCAUUCCAGGAUGCAGCAUUUGCUUUACCAAUUUCUUCCGUAACAAAUCCAGUGUACACUGACCCUCCCAUUAAGACCAAAUUCGGAUAUCAUAUUAUUAUGGUAGAAGGCAAAAAAUGAGUGAUACAGUGUUUGAGUUUGAAUAUUUUUGGGCUAUACUACUACUAUUCAUUAUGGAACGGAUUUGUUGUUUACAAGAACAAUUUGAUAAGGAUUUUGCAUUACUGCCUGAUUCACAGCAAUCAAAUGAAUCCCUUGUUUCAAAUAUUGAAGACUUUGCCAAUAGAGAGUAAGCCCAGUUCUAUAUACCAUUUUCAAUAAUAUGUAUUAAUUAUUAUUAUAAAACUUUACAGGUACUUGGUAUUGCUUGCCAGACUUAUGUAUCAACUUGCAUAUAUUGAAUGAAACACAAAUACAUUUCCAACUUAAUCAUAUUAAUUUGUUUUUCCAGUUUUGGACUGAAACUAAGUUUUCUAAGGCUGUAUCGGUUAAUGCAUAUCACAAUGCUAUUGACAUUAGUAUAUUUUUGCAAUAUUUGUCUAUGGUUCAUUAUGAUCAAGAAAAAUUCAAGCAAAUCAUAUGCUUACCGUUUCAGAUUAUUUUUUCCGGCUAGUCAAUAUGUGAAUAAAAUUUAAUACUGUUUUA